Molecule: messenger RNA, 1956 nt
Organism: Cadophora gregata
Lineage: Eukaryota; Fungi; Ascomycota; Leotiomycetes; Helotiales; Ploettnerulaceae
Exons: 3
Coding region: 1-1956 (651 amino acids)
Source: RefSeq, a predicted model, not a curated record
AUGCGUUUUUCACUUCUUUCUUCAUUCUUUCUGGCUGGUGCCUCAACUGUCCUUGCUGAGCCAAGCAUUUCUUCCUUCCCCAACUCGCUGACGCUCUCGACUUCGUUCGAUCCUAUCAUCGCAGCAUACUGGACCGGCCUUCCUCACCAUCGUCGAACACCGUUCGCUGUCUCUCCUGACGGAAAGUCCGCUUUCCUUGCGUACUUGGACUCGACAAAGAAGAAUGUCGUCGUGCAGCAGGUUGAUACGACAGCUUUCACCGCUGUUGGUACUGCCGUGACAAUUCCAGGCUAUGAGGCUGCUGGGUUGGUGGCUCACGAUGAUGGAUUUGCCCUGAUGGCAACGAUCGAUGCGUCUGGAAUGACUGAUCUCCCAACUAACAACAUGCCAAUCGUGGCUCUCAUCCGGUAUAAGAAUGGAGCGGAAGCCUGGAGAACACCACUUAACGGACCAGGUGUUCAUAAGUCAGAAGGAUUGACUGCUACUCCAGACGCGAACGGCGAUCUUGUCUACUCUGCAACCGCCAAACUUUACAGCGCCUACUUCGUUGUCACAGCUUACACUGGUAGCGCGUCUGGUCAUUUCGGAGAUUCUAUCCAGUAUGUCAACGAUGCUGGUGCCCUUCAAACAAUCCCCUCGUCAAGCACAUUUGGCUGUUCCCACAACACUGGUAUCGGAAUCGAGGCUGCCGACGCACCACCUUUUGCUACCAUCUGCGCCGAAGACCAGGGAUCGAUCUGGUUGAACACCGAUACCCAGUACAUGGCCGGCGUCAAAAUUGCGAAUGAGAACACCACCAACGGAGUAAGCGGUGAGCCUAUGGGAGGCAUGUCUGGCUCCUACUCCAACUUGGCCCUCUUCCCUUCAAGUACCAACUAUGUCUUCGCCUGGCAAUCGCGCGGAGCAGUAGAUUUGACGACGAACGCCUGGCUCGGAGCUCCAUACACCCAGUGUAGCCCACGUUGGUUAAACCACAACGUCGCCAUCUCAACCAUGUCAAGCAAGAACAAGCUCACAGGUGCUGAAGCUUCCUCAACGGUCGGUGCGGCUGAUGGAGACUCUCAGGUAAACUGGAUCACCAAAUCAGAGACUGACGACCACCAAAAUGUUCACGUGGCUGCCAUUUCAUCUUCCCUCGCCCUCGUUACCUGGGAAACUCUCACCAGCCCAAAAUGUGAACCAGUCCCCCUCAGCUGCAGCGGCACCUACGCUGGAACCUCAUUCCAAGUCAUCGAUAAGACUGGCGCCAAAGUCGGCGCAGCUGUCACUAACACCAAGGUCUUCGUCAGUGGAGACAUCGCCAAUGUCGGUACGGACAAGGUUUGCUGGCCGUAUGUCGAUAUGACUUGGGAUUUGAGCAAGCCAAAGAGUUCCGGAACUCCUGUCACCAAGAUGAGCUUCGCAUGUGCGAGCAUGGGAGGUGGAAGCACCACUGUCUCGAGCUCAUCCGCAGCUGUUGUUGCCAGCUCGAGCGCUGCACCGGUUGUAAGUGCAACCAAGGAAGCAGUUAUCCCCUCUUCAACCGCCGCCGAUACCACCGCAAUCGCAACACCAAACUCGAGUCUUGUUCCAGUCGAGCCAACUGCAGAGCCCACUGUCUCAGUGCCAGCUACCUCAUCAGCUGAUGGUGCUGUCAACACUCCUGCACCUGCAAGCUCUAGCACCGAGUCCGUUGACUUCAUCACGGCCACUUUCCCAUCUGAGGGACCUACAACUGCCUUCCCAACCAACGUCUUCCCAACAGGUUUCCCAACAGCCUUGUUCCCUACCGAUGGCGAGACUGCCCUUCCAACGGCUCUCCCCACUGGAUAUCCCACAGGGGGAUACCCCUCUGGAUCAUGGUCCAAGUCCAGGAGCAAGCAUGGCCACCACCACACGACUUUCUCCACCAAAACGAGGACCGCACCAACAGUUACUCCUUCAGCUGCAGCGGAAGAUGAUGCCUGUGAGGCAUGA